Molecule: messenger RNA, 3079 nt
Organism: Morone saxatilis (striped sea-bass)
Lineage: Eukaryota; Metazoa; Chordata; Actinopteri; Moronidae
Gene: ppp2r2ba
Product: protein phosphatase 2, regulatory subunit B, beta a
Biological process (GO): peptidyl-serine dephosphorylation
Cellular component (GO): cytosol; protein phosphatase type 2A complex
Molecular function (GO): protein binding; protein phosphatase regulator activity
Source: RefSeq, a predicted model, not a curated record
CUGACAUUAUCUCAACGGUCGAGUUUAACUCAUCGGGGGAGCUGUUGGCCACCGGGGAUAAAGGAGGCAGAGUGGUUGUCUUCCAGAGGGAGCAGGAGAGUAAGAGCCAGCCCCAGCGUAGAGGGGAGUACAAUGUUUACAGCACAUUCCAGAGCCACGAGCCAGAGUUUGACUACCUGAAGAGUUUGGAGAUUGAGGAGAAGAUCAACAAGAUCAAAUGGCUUCCUCAGCAGAACGCCGCCUACUUCUUGCUAUCCACCAACGACAAGACGGUGAAGCUGUGGAAGAUCAGUGAGAGAGACAAGCGUCCGGAGGGUUAUAACCUGAAGGAUGAGGAUGGACGGAUCAGAAAUCCGUCGACCAUCACCUCGCUACGGGUGCCAGUGCUGCAGCCUAUGGACUUGAUGGUUGAGGCUACAGCCAGGCGUGUAUUCAGCAAUGCCCACACCUACCACAUCAACUCCAUCUCUGUCAACUCCGACCUGCAGACGUUCAUCUCCACUGACGACCUCAGGGUGAACCUGUGGAACCUGGAGAUUACAGAUCGCAGCUUCAACAUCGUGGACAUCAAGCCAGCCAACAUGGAGGAGCUGACAGAGGUGAUCACCUCAGCUGAGUUUCAUCCCCAGCAGUGUCACACCUUUGCCUACAGCAGCAGCAAGGGCUCAAUACGUCUGUGUGACAUGAGACAGGCUGCGCUUUGCGACAAACACUGCAAAUACUUUGAGGAGCCAGAGGACCCCUCCACUCGCUCCUUUUUCUCUGAAAUCAUCUCAUCCAUUUCUGACGUGAAGUUCAGCCACAAUGGACGCUACCUGAUGACAAGGGACUACCUCACUGUCAAGGUGUGGGACCUUCAAAUGGAGAACAAACCUCUAGAGACGUACCAGGUUCACGACUAUUUACGAGGAAAACUUUGUUCUCUGUAUGAGAAUGACUGCAUCUUUGACAAGUUUGAGUGUGUCUGGAAUGGAUCAGACAGUGUCAUAAUGACUGGCUCCUAUAACAAUUUUUUCCGAAUGUUUGACCGGAACACUAAACGUGACGUCACACUGGAAGCAUCCAGGGAGAACAGCAAACCCAGAGCCAUUCUCAAACCUCGCAAGGUGUGUGUGGGUGGAAAGCGUCGUAAGGAUGAGAUCAGUGUAGACAGCCUAGACUUCAGCAAGAAGAUCCUUCACACUACGUGGCACCCACAUGAAAACAUCAUCGCUGUAGCGGCCACCAACAACCUCUACAUCUUCCAAGACAAGGUCAACUAAAGGGCAGUCUGCCUCUGCUGACCCCUGACCCCCACACAUGAGGGGCUGGGUUGGGGGAAAGAGAGAUGGAGCCCUUAUUUACAUCCUUCUCCUCCUCUCCCUACGUCUUGUUGCUGCCGGUCUUGAAUUUUGCCGCCCUGCUGAGGAACUGCAGAGAUGAGUAUCCAGUGACUGAACUGGAAAAGUAGACAGUGGGAAUUUUGGGAAGCAGGGAAUUGAUAGAACCUGGAUACAACUUGAGGAAAAAUGUUCCUCGAAAAUCAAGAAUGGACUUUCAUUCUUCAAUUUGACUUAUAAUUUAAUUUAUUUAGCCAUGCCGACACCCGGAGAAGUGAAUCCUGUGCAUUUAUGCAACAAGAGGAUUGCUGCAUGAAUACCAUGAUGUAGCAGCCCUCUGCACCCUGAAGAAAGGGGUUCGAUGUGGGUACACUGAACAUAAAGUAGAGCACACAGACAGAAACCUAGCUUACAUGAUGGUGGCUCAUUGUCAUGUAGCAACAGUGCCCCCUCUCUUUCAAUCUGCUCAUGCUACAGUGCAUGUGAUCAGUCCUGCGGCCCUCUAACUGAGGCAAAGUUGUGACAGUGCAACCCUCUGCAAAACAAAAGAGGAAGAGACUGUUAAUCCUUGACCCCAGAAACUGAGAAUUUUCUCUGCCUGUGACACAACGUGGUCAGUCUUUCUAGUACCAAUUCUGUGUCUCCUUGGUGAGACUGCUGUAGUCUGUAAUGUGAAUGAAGCCCUUCCAGGCUGUGUCAAUGGUUUUAUUUAAUGCUGUUGUUUUAUUGAGUCCUUCUCUCGGUCAUUCAGUCUGUUUAGAAGCUGUGGUGCCUUCUUUUGGUAUGUGGGGGUUCGAUGUAGUGGGUGCGGGAGGGGGGAGGGGACUGAGUACAAGGCAGGAGUGUGAAUGUUUCAAAUGAAAUGUUAACUUAGGAAAUUUUCUUUUCUUUAUUUUUUUUUCUCUCUUUCUCUUCAAACAAAAAGAAAAAAGCUCCACUGAGGUCCCAAGUGGAAAAAGUGCUUGAAGCAGUGUAGUCAAAAUUUACAUUUUAGCACCGGCUACAUGCUUGUGAGUUCAGGGGAGGACGCUGUGAUAUGUACAAAGUAAUUGUUGCUCUUAUCACAUUGCAGUCAGUCUGAUGCCAUCAGUUUGCAAGAGACACAACAAAACCUAUUUUUUUCUGCAAAAUUCCUGUUGGAAAAAAAAAAUCAACAUUUUUGCAUUAUUUGCAUAGUACUGAAAAUGAUCUGUAGAUGGUAGAAGCGUCAACUUUUCAUGUCCAAUUUUUGAAUUUAAGAUUUCUUGGCAUAACAUAAUGCUAGCAUAGCUCUUUUUGCAUGCGUUGGAUCUGGUUCUGAUGAAACUGACAGCCUGCACAUAGAUAUCUGAACAUCUACAGAUCAUAUGUGGCACUAUGCAAGUAAAACGCAGAAGUAGCCAGUUUAAAAUGUUUGAUUUGAGUUUGCUGCGGUGCCUGUCCAUGUUCCUCCUCUUGCUGAAGUUGUGUAACAUGGAACAGCAGCAGGUUGUAUUUCGGCACUCGGCUCGGAUCAGUUUGGAAAUCCUCUCUUGUCUCAGAUUUGUUUUAGAGGCAACUCCCAUAAAGGUAAGCAGUCAAAGGUCUAAAUGAACUCUGUGAAAUCAGGGAAUUAUUAAGUGUGAUUCCUUUAAACAGUAAUGUCUUCUAAACAACCUUCUUUGUGACACUAAUUGAAAAAAAAAAAAAAAACUUUUAUAGCUCAGAAUGUAUUGAAAUGCAAUUAAUUACCAUGCAGUCUUUAUGCUUACUGGACUUUCUUUGAAUAAAAAAGAAUAAAG